AUGCGGUACGAAGACUGGGACAUCGUUCUUGUCCCAAGGGACUCCAAAGCCCCUCUGAAAGAAUUCAACGUAUGCUGUCAUGUGGUCCCAGAUCCUGAAUUCUCUCACGCUCAAGGGCGUUUUGGUCUCCCUACUCUCUGCUGCUUCGUUCCGAGUUUAGAAUUUGGGACCCCGUUCAAUAUCUCCAUUCAUAGUUGGGACCGGCCACCUGUCAGCCAGUUCACUCGAUCCUACAGCAGGUAUAUUGACAAACUCAUCUUCGAAGCAAGAUUAUUCAUUGAUGGCCGGCUCGUGGCGUCAACUUCCUUUGGGCGCCUAGCUAGUUGGCCACAUGCCAUUUCCAAUAUCUUUAAUUUCUCCAAAAAUGGCGAUCUUGAGGCUCUGACAUUCCCGAAAUUCCAGCGGGAGUUUUUGCAGCAAAAUCGCUGGAACCCUGGAGAUAACAUAGGCAGAAUCAAGCUUGUCCUGAGUGAAGGCUUCCCUCGCGACUCUCCUUCUAUGCCGAUAGAGCGCGUCAAGAAUAUCGUUGCAUUCUCAUUCCUGCAUGCUCCUCUCGAUAUACUUGAAAACUCCGGGAUUGCGUGGCCAAAUUCCUCGAUGUGGCAUCAAUCGCACUUCUCUUCUUCAAUGUCUGUUCCAACAUAUGCAUCAGAAACAUUGGAAGUGCAUACCCAUUCACCUCGCCGUAACGCGCCUAGCAACUCCGAACAAUUAGCUUGCAACUUGGCACUAAUUCGGAGUCUUAUGUCAGACAACUGCCCCUCGAUUAGACAGGAAAACAAUUUCGAUAACCGAAGUCCGAGCUCGGCUAUGUUCUACGGGGCUCAAGGAUACAUCAACAAUGAAUAUUCUCUCGAGUGGCCCAGCAUGGCCGAGAAUGUCACGGCAAACCCAGACUCCCAGCCUCUUAGUGAUCAAGCCAGUCGGGCGCUACGGAAAUCAAAAACAGACACAAGCAUGACCGACUAUAUUCCUAUCACUGGAUCAGACUGUCAAUUCUCGCGCAGCUCGGAUCAAACCCAUGACUCACAGUCAGAAUUUCAGGAAGUAUCAGCUUCCAUAAACCAGAACAACAAUGCAACACCUGGAGGAAAUAUUGGAUAUUGUGCAAAUGGUUCUACGCCAUCAAUGGCUUCACAGGACAAAGCGAUCCCUCCAGGAUUGGCAGCCUCAUUUACUAACUCAUUGCUGAACCAGCCAAUACCUCCUUCCCAGUGGCAGUCAAAAACAGGCAAUGCGCCGUCCAAUACCGUUAAAUCACGAAAAGAAGCUUGUCUCCAGAAAAAACUGCAACCUUCUCCGACUUCCUCUAAGUCGAUCCAUGGCAAACUCCAAACUGAUAUUCGCAAAGUCUCUCAGCAGAUUCAUAUGCCGGCAAAUGGUGAUCUUCCAUACCUUAUUAACUCGUCGAAGCUUUGUCAAGAGGAGCAAACUCUCCGCCCGGAAAAUAUAUCAGGGGCAGAUCAAUAUUGCCCAGACAGCGAGCUGCGAACAAUCAUCCCAAGUCUUGAGUCCAUUACUCUAAGAGAUAUAUCUGGAAACUCGGAGAAAGGUACUAAACGAGUUCGGUCUUAUACGCCAGCAUCUAUCAAAGCUAUUGAUAAGGAGGAUGAGUCACGUCGUCCAAGUUCAUAUAUCAAGUUGGCACCUUUCGUUGAGGAGGGUACUGAGAGCUAG
Messenger RNA from Clonostachys rhizophaga, 1677 nucleotides. The record is from the annotation of a GenBank genome assembly. NCBI's taxonomy places the organism in Eukaryota, Fungi, Ascomycota, Sordariomycetes, Hypocreales, Bionectriaceae.